Messenger RNA from Astyanax mexicanus (Mexican tetra), 2880 nucleotides. It is a transcript of the gene itih3b.2, whose product is annotated as inter-alpha-trypsin inhibitor heavy chain 3b, tandem duplicate 2. The coding region runs from base 36 to 2756 and encodes 906 amino acids. The transcript is spliced from 23 exons. The record is from RefSeq and is a predicted model, not a curated record. Lineage: Eukaryota; Metazoa; Chordata; Actinopteri; Characiformes; Acestrorhamphidae.
UAUGAAAAAAAGACCUCAGUGCUGCUGAAUUCAUCAUGGCUGGAGCUGAAUCUGUAGCAGCUCUGUUCGGAUUCUUACUCGUCUGCGUCUCCACGGCUCCAACCCUGAGGAAACAAGAUGUUGAUAUCUACAGCUUCCACAUCAACUCCACCGUCACCAGCCGCUACGCCAUCACAGUCAUCACCAGCCGAGUGGCAAACCGACUCAACGAAUCUAAAGAAAUCCAUUUUGAGGUCAAAAUUCCCAAGAAUGCCUUCAUCAGCAAAUUCAGAAUGACUAUAGAGGAGAAGACGUAUGAUGGAGUGGUGAAAAAGAAGGAAGAAGCUCAGCAGCAGUACAGUGAUGCAGUAUCUCGAGGAGAAAGUGCUGGAAUGAUCAGUUCAGUGGGUCGGACUCUGGAGGAGUUUAAAACCUCAGUGACGGUCGCGGCUCUCAGUAAAGUCACCUUUGAACUCACCUAUGAGGAGCUGCUGCAGCGACGCCACGGAAAAUACGAUCUACUGAUCAACGCUCAGCCCAUGCAGCCUGUAGCAGAUUUUAAGAUUGACGUCUACAUUCACGAGAGUCCGGGAAUUUCCUUCCUAGAGGUGAAAGGAGGACUGAACACCAAAGAUCUGACCAACGCUGUGACCACCACACGAUCUGUUAAAGAGGCGUGGGUGAACUUCUACCCCACUCGUGAUCAGCAGACCAGCUGUGACGUCUGUGGAGAAAACGGGAUGAGUGGAGAUCUGAUCAUCACGUACGACGUGGAGAGACCGAAGCCCAGUGGAGAACUGAGGACAUCCAACGGCUACUUCGUGCACUACUUUGCUCCUACUGAUAUCCAGCGAAUCCCGAAGAACGUGGUGUUUGUGGUCGACCGAAGCGGCUCCAUGCACGGCCGGAAAAUCCAACAGACUCGUCAGGCUCUGCUGAAGAUUUUAGGAGAUCUUUCUGCAGAAGAUCACUUCGGUCUGAUCAGCUUUGAUAGUCAAGUGGACGUCUGGAAGGAUGGACUCGUUCAGGCCUCAGAGAGCAACCUGGAGACGGCGAAGGAGUUCGUGAGAAAUAUUGUGGAUCGAGGAGCCACAGACAUUAAUGAUGCAGUGAUGAAGGGGGUUAGGAUGAUCAACAGACACCCGCAAGAAGGAUCCACCUCCAUCCUGAUCCUGCUGACUGACGGAGACCCCACUUCAGGUGAAACUAAUUUAAAGAGGAUUCAGGCCAAUGUGAAAGAGGCCAUCGGGGGCAAGUUUCCUCUGUACUGUCUGGGGUUUGGAUUUGAUGUUAAUUUUGAUUUUCUGGAGAAGAUGGCUCUGGAGAACAGUGGACUCGCUCGCAGGAUCUAUGCAGAUUCUGAUGCAGAUCUACAGCUACAGGGUUUCUAUGAGGAGGUGGCAGUUCCUCUGUUGAGGAACGUCCAGCUGAACUACACUGGAGCAGCAAAUCUCACUCAGACCAGUUUCAGCCACUACUACAACGGCUCGGAGAUCGUGGUGGCUGGUCAGAUCACAGACAACAGCCUGGACACUUUCCAAACGGAGGUCAUCGCCAUCUCAAAAAGUGAUAAAGUAGCUUUCCAGGACUCCGUAUCAAUCAAAGACUUCAUUGGUAUUUUGCCCCAACAUGAGGACUUCAUCCAGCGGCUGUGGGCCUACCUCACUGUGAAGCAGCUACUGGAGAAAGAAUUGACUCUUAAAGCAGAGGAGAAAGAAAAAAACAAGAAAGAAGCUCUAGAUCUCUCUCUUAAGUACAAGUUUGUGACUCCGCUGACGUCUAUGGUGGUCACCAAACCCCAGGAAUCAGAAACACAGGUCGCCCACAAACCUAAAGAGGGGAAGCAGCCAGACAUUUAUACUGAGAGUCUGAGAGAUAUGUCUAUGCUCAGACCUGCAAACCGCCCGAGGAAGCUCAGGCUCCAUGGCCGAGUGGGAGGAAGUAGGACUGCACUUAAACUUUCAAGAUUACCAGAGCAAACACCAGAAUUAUUCACCGUCAGACGUCCAGCACAUCCAGACCCAUCUGGAGCUUUUCUAUCUACUCAGUCUUUGAUGGAUCCAUUGGACCUAGCAGUGACUGAUGGGUUAAGCGUUCUCAAUGUGAAGCUCCUGCAAGUCAUUAGUGCACCUACUCUUCCUCCUCCUCCUCCUCCAACUCCUGCAGAGAGCAGCGUCAGGUUCCUGAUCUCCUCCUCUGAUCAGACCUCACCGCUCUGCUAUGACCUUAAUGUUCCAGAAAAACUGAACCUCCUGAAAGAUCCUGCUUCAGGUUUCUCGAUGCAGGGUCAGGACACGCCAAAAGUCUUCCAGAAAAUUGAUUUUAUUUUCAAAAAUGAAAACGUUAAGCUGGUCCUGAGCCCCACUGAGAUCACCUUCACCAAAGAGCAGCGGAGCGAGACGUUUACCUGGGGGCAGGAGUUCAUCAGGGUGGAGGCCGACAGUAUUACUUUAAUUCUGAGAAAAAAGGAACUGGACGUGAGCGUGGGAAGCCUGCGCGUUGUUUUCCUCCGUCACGAGGAAAACGGAGAAGCGUUCCUGUGGCCUGCUGUUCGCCAACAACCCAAGGAUGUCAGUCUGCAAGGGAUUCUGGGAAAAAACACUGUUCAGUAUGAGGAUUUACCAGAAUCCCGGAUUAAAAUCAAGAAUCAGGAGGUGAAAGCAACCUGGAGCUAUGCCACAGACUACCGCUUCCCUGCAGCUCCGUAUGUGGGGUGCUGGCUUGUACCGUAUCAGUUCGCCCUGCAGGGGGAGCUCUCUGACCUCGCAGGUGUGUAGGAUUCUUACCUGCAUCUCUGGAAUGUAGAGAGAGAAAAGCGCACCUGUUAGAACAAUGACCAAGCGUCAGGUGAUUCUUACGCCUGCUGUACCUGAUUACAAAUAAAAUUAUUAUAAAAAUUAA